Molecule: messenger RNA, 1134 nt
Organism: Didymodactylos carnosus
Lineage: Eukaryota; Metazoa; Rotifera; Eurotatoria; Philodinida; Philodinidae
Source: the annotation of a GenBank genome assembly
AUGCCUCAUUACGGACAUCAUAUUAUAGAUCGAGAAACUGGUCUUUGUGAAAUAUGUGAUCGUGCGGCCAUCUAUGACAUUAAAUUGGGAAAAAAACCGCAGUUGUUAUAUGGAGAUUCUAACGGACGAUUUGUAUCUAGAUCUAAUGAUAAUCAAUCAAGACGUGCAACUCCAGAACCAGAUGAAGAAGAACCUAUUGUUUAUCCCACACCUCGACAUAUGAAACGAGUAGUCUACGUUGAUAAACCAUCUCCUCGUAGAGCGCAAACGAGACUUGUACAUGAGAAUGAACCACGAUUAGUUAUGGCACAACCAGCUAUUCGACGAUAUCGUCGUGCUCCAACACCCGAAGAAUAUUAUUAUGUCGACGAUACCGGACAUAUUCAAGAUCAUGUUGAACCUCCACCACGUCCAAAACCAAAACAGUAUUUGGUUCAACCAACACCACAUACUAGAAUCAUUCGACGACAACGUCAACCAUCCCCUAAAAUUAUCCAAAGACGACAACAUCAGCUAUCACCUUAUAGUGACAGUGAGCUAGUUUAUGAUCGCUAUAAGCCACCACCACCUAAACAUAAUAAUAGCGAUUAUACACCACCAAAAGAUCAUAAUGGCUAUCAUCAAACACCUUCACCACAUAGGCAACAGCAUCAUAGUGCCGAUGAAGCACAUCCAGAAUUUUAUCAUAUUGUUCGUCAGCCAAGAAAUGAUGAUUAUGCAUCACCACGAGCUUUACAACAAUUAACUCACCAUUCUACACCAUCUCCAAGAUAUGUCAAUGGAAACAACAACAGAAAACUUGAACCUUUACCUGUAAUUAAUAAACGUCCUACUGAUGACAUAGUUCAACCAACCAUUGUGCGACGAGUUUAUAAAAAAAUACCGGACAAACAAAUGAACGGUACUAGGAAUCAUCAACAGCCGCAUCAACCACCCAACUAUGAACAACAGCCACCUUACAUGCAAAGUCCAUAUGAUUACAAUCGGCCAGUAAGAAAAGUAGAAAAAUUACAAUCAAUAGAACAUCAACCAUACCAACAGUCACCAGAAACUAGUAGAUAUAAAAAGCCACCCAUGAUGUUAGCCAAUCAACCAAAAGCACCUAGCAUCUAUUACAUUCGUGGAGAACAAUAA